This is a messenger RNA of Xylona heveae TC161, 1090 nucleotides long. RefSeq lists its product as hypothetical. Gene Ontology annotation, molecular function: structural constituent of ribosome. The coding region runs from base 162 to 671 and encodes 169 amino acids. The record is from RefSeq and is a predicted model, not a curated record. The transcript has 2 exons. NCBI's taxonomy places the organism in Eukaryota, Fungi, Ascomycota, Xylonomycetes, Xylonales, Xylonaceae. Gene Ontology annotation, cellular component: mitochondrial large ribosomal subunit.
CAGCAAUAAUGUGGUCGAAUCAAAUUCACUGAUUAAAUUCACGUCAAAUUCGCUUGUAGCCGUGCUCGACGAUUAUUUCGAGAUUGAAUUGCUUCAAGACGCCAGACAUCGAACAUCCACGAAUCCAUAUCACCGCCCCCAGGAUUGAAGUAGAGCCGAAAAUGGGGGUCAAUCAAGAAUACGUCAACCUUGCAAAGACUCUUCCCCCACGAUUGACUCGUUUCUUUGCGCGAUAUCCGCCGCCGCUUCUCCGUCCCGCAAAUCCAGCAGCGUCAACGACGCCAGCAGCGUCAACGACCACAGAAUCGCAAGUCGAAUCUAUACCGAAUCCUUUCCAGGCACAAAAGCAUCCUGUUACCGGAAAAUGGCAUGAUCCUGCUUUUUCUCUUCGCCGUCAGGCAGAACUAGUCAAGCUUGCCAGAGAACAUGGCGUCGAAGAACUGCUCCCCUUCACCGUUAAAGGCACCGAAGUACGAUUGCGAAGACGGGAAGAGAAUGGUUUGCGUGUAAAGGGCACUGGUGUGGGCCAGAAGGUCAAGGGCAAACUGUGGGAACGGACACUCAAGAAUCGUCUGGAAGACAGGAGACAGGCCAUGCUCAAUAUGCCCAAACUCAUCCAACAAUGGAAGGAGCGUGGUCAUGGUCGUGGAUGGACCAAGUGGCCCAAAUAAACACCCAACCUGUUCUUUUCUCUGCUUCCAUAUCCUAUUUCGAUUCCAUUUACACUUUUCAUUUGUGCUCGCGGCCAGGAGAAAAGCAGCGGCAGAACUGGAUGUGCAUUGUAUUAUCUGACCACAUUCUUAUUCCCUUUUGUAUAUUAAUUUAUUUCGACAAGCAUAUACACCACAAUGAGCAAGGGUUUCUGAAAGGCGAAAUCGAAUUCUUUUUAAUUUCCGAACAAUCUUGCGCACGCAUACAGUCUAUUAUGCAUACAUCACCGCACAAUGUUAUUUACAGUGAUUUCUUCGGCCAUUCCAAGAUCAUGCCGAUCGUCCGCAGUAUAAAAUGCCCAGGAGAAGGAAGAUUGCCCCAACAAUUGACAGCCUAAUUAUGCAUCAACAAUAGACAAACAAAAUGCCAAGCUUACUUG